UGUUUAUCUGAUUAUUCGCGUUUGUUGAAUGCAGACGUUUUCUAACCAUUUUAUUUUUUAAUCAGUUGCAGAUGAGAAGAAAGAUAAACACGGGGAACUGCAGCCAGUUGUAAGGACUCUGUCGACAACGGAGAAAAAUUCCCGAGAAUCUGAACCAGAUUACGAGGACGAGGAUGAAGAAGAAGAAGACGGAGAACCGGAAGGAAGAGAGCACGUGGACGAGUACGAGGAAGAAUUACGAAGCAUGGCCGAGUCCCACGAAGCCAUGUCCAGGGACGAGAGACGCAAUUCCUCGGACAGUAUUGUCAACCCUCCCGAGACGGGUUUUAGUCCCGGGAUGGUCUCGUCCAGGAACUUCGACUCCCAGGAAAAGAACCUGGAGGAGAGCUCCGACGAGAGCAUGACCUCCAACGAGGCAAUCAGCGGCGAGGUUACCGGCCCCGCGCAGGAGCUUUUGAAGUUCAAGCGGCAGGCGAGCGGAAAAAUUAAACGCGUACCUACUGUGAAAAAGGAACUCAGUUCGCAGAUACGCUUCCAGGGGAACGACACUAAUGAGGACGCGGUCAAAGGCGAACUUUUAGGGAAAAAAGUUCCCGCGACCAGACAAAUUAUUGACAACCAUUUGCUGGAUGACGAUGGGAUUAAUCCCGUGCCCGGAGAGUCCUACCUCGAGAGGAGAUCUUUGGAUGUCGAAAAGGAAAGGGCGCCCGAAGACUCCGAGGAAUAUAUGGAUUUGGAUGCGCCGACGGAAAUCCUCGGAAAACUCGACAAGAGACAGCAAUCCGAUCUCAAGGGUCUCGAGACUUAUCUCGAACCGGCUACGCACACCUACGAGCUCGAGAAGCUCGCUAAACUUGAGGAACUUCGAGCAGAGGAGUACAUACUGGCUGAAAACUUAAUGGAGUUAUUGGUGAAGCUCGCCGAGAAUCCUAAGCGAUGGGAACGGACUCACAAAUUGCUGAGGGACAUGGAGAACGACCUGGAUCUAUGGAGAGCCUCCGACUCUAAUAAGCGCGGGUACGACUUUCGAGCUUUGAGCCAGCCGGACUUCCCUAUUCCUAUAACAGAGAAAUUGAAACCCCCUACGGAGAAGCCCAAAAAGAAGAAGAAAAAAAAGAAGAAGCCCCGGUCCCAAUUUUCUACUUCAACGCAACAACCUCCAUCAACCACCUCUUCACCAAUCACUCCUUCUACAACUCCCGCCCCAACAGAGGCAACCCACUGGCGAAUCUUCCCAGAGCUGUUCGGGUCUCCAGUGCGGAAUUCCCUCCACAAAGAGCCCUCUAAUUUAGCAAAGAUCCAUUACGCGGUAGGAAAAUACCAGAAACCAUCAGUAGGGUCUAGUAAUCGCAAUAGCGAUACUGAAGACACUUCAACGGGCUACCUGAAUGACCAAGUCCCGGGAAUAUUGGAUCCUCUGUCAAGGAAAUUCCACUUCGGGAAGAUAAACACUCACGAGAAGGACUCGCCAAACUUGAAUCAACACGAACAGCCCUCAAUUUACGACCCGGAGAGGGACAGAGCGAUGGUUGAUUACCCUCUGGCUGGACGAGGGUAUCAAGAACCACCUCGAACUCGUGUGGGCGACAGGUUCGAUCGAUACCGGCCUUCGUACGUCGGCGAACGUGUCAGGAAUCAGAUUUUCAAGGAUUACCAGGAACCCGCGAGCUAUCCUGGGGAGUUUCCACGCCAGGCUCCCUAUGCCAAGGCCUGGAAGUACUCAAAGUACGAUUUGAGCCCGCCUGUCGAUCCCUACUACGAGGACGAACGCAGCAACUGGGCCACCAGGUACCGUGCCUGGCAAACUUUCUGGAGACCCAUUUUCGAGAUUGAAGACGCGGACGAGGCUAAAAGGAGGAUGCUCUUUGGAAAGUUUUCUCCUUCUUCUUCUUCUUUACAAGGGUCUCUUUCUGGUGGGAAGAGUGAUAAGGCUAUGCAAAUUCCUUGGCGGUCGAUAGACGACUCGAGAUCCAAGUCCUACAGCAGGGAACAACUACCAGUUGCAGAUAAAACCAGAAAUCACUCGGAGUUUAAUGAAGCGCUAAGCGUAAAGUCUUCUAAGCAAAUCAAGGAUGAGAACGUCGCCCUUCCUAAGAUAACCAUGAAAACUUGGAAUAGUUUGACGUCCGAUCCGGCGACGUGGCCGUUUAAGCUCUCUGAUGCGAAACCCUGGCCCAAAGAUAAGAACGGAAAGUCUUACAACCCCAAUGCGGAUCUUGUAAGGAAGCUCGGGCUUGACAAGCAGGAGCGACUUUUGGAGAAAGAGGAUAAGAAGUUGAAUAAAGGAGUUAAGGACGAUGAUUUGAAUUUGAAUUUGAAUGGGAAUGGGAAGGUAAAGAAUCCCUGGACUAGCGACACCAGAAAGAUGUGGCCGAUUAAAAUGUCACCCAAGAUUCAGUCAGUUGGAGCCUGGGUUAUGCCCGCGGAUGAUAAUGGCUGGAGUUCUUUCAAUCAGCAACACUUUGAGGACUCGGAAUGGCACAAGGGAAAACCUAGUGGAAUGACCAAGUGGAAUGUUGAAUUUGCGAAGCCAGUUCAGGAUAUUCAGCCUAAGUGGAAGCAGUUUUCGUAUCAUAAGAUUAACACCCAGCCUGGUAAAUCGGGAACUGCUGAAGAGUCGAGGAGGAACGCGUUCAUUGCUGUCUCGGCGGUAUCGCCUUCUAAGUAUCUGGGUAAUGAGUGGAGGAAAAAUGAUGUCGAGGAGAACUUCGGAGAUAAUCCGAUAAGGACUAAUGGGGAUAUUGAUCGCGAUGACCCCAGUACACAGUUGCUACACAAUCGCUGGCAGACUCAGGUGGCCAGACCUACUGAUAGGAGGAAUCUCACCGACCCGCUGGAGUAUCAGUUAGAGGAACUCAGGCUUAAUAAUAUUGAGAAACGCAGCGCUCCUACUCAAGCCACCUACAUGUCAAACACUCUUAACUCGACGGCGACGGCUACGGCUUCAACUACUAGAGCCGACCUGGAAAAGUCAACAAAAGUCGCCCCGAAGAUCGAAAAGUUUCCGUCGAAGCCCAUCAAGGAGUAG
Molecule: messenger RNA, 3028 nt
Organism: Cotesia congregata
Lineage: Eukaryota; Metazoa; Arthropoda; Insecta; Hymenoptera; Braconidae
Source: the annotation of a GenBank genome assembly